AAUCGCUGUCUGAGAGAGGCAGGACUUCCUGUCCUUUUUAAGAGCGAAUGCCGGAAGUGACUGCGGGCGAAUCGGCGUUUGCUGUGGCUGAAAGAGUUUAACUUGUCUGCGCUGUAGCUCCUUUUGGCGCGAAAGAUGCCGGGUGUGGCUGCCGCAAGCCCUGCCCCGUCUGAGUCUCAGGAGAAGAAGCCGCUGAAGCCCUGCUGCGCCUGCCCGGAGACCAAGAAGGCGCGCGAUGCGUGUAUCAUUGAGAAAGGAGAAGAGCACUGUGGACAUCUAAUUGAGGCCCACAAGGAGUGCAUGAGAGCCCUUGGAUUUAAGAUUUGAGAUGGUGCUCUGCUGUGUGAAUAAGUAAUCCCUGAAGAAUGAAGAAGACUAAAUUAUUUUGGGAGUUCUUUGAUGAACUUUGAUAAGUGGAAAAAGUAUUUAUAAUUUAUUAAAAAAAAGAAAAUAUCCCUGGUCAA
Molecule: messenger RNA, 464 nt
Organism: Lemur catta (Ring-tailed lemur)
Lineage: Eukaryota; Metazoa; Chordata; Mammalia; Primates; Lemuridae
Product: cytochrome c oxidase copper chaperone
Exons: 3
Coding region: 136-327 (63 amino acids)
Biological process (GO): mitochondrial respiratory chain complex IV assembly
Cellular component (GO): mitochondrial intermembrane space
Molecular function (GO): copper chaperone activity; copper ion binding
Source: RefSeq, a predicted model, not a curated record